Messenger RNA from Dermacentor albipictus, 1870 nucleotides. NCBI's taxonomy places the organism in Eukaryota, Metazoa, Arthropoda, Arachnida, Ixodida, Ixodidae. The record is from RefSeq and is a predicted model, not a curated record.
GGUGCAACUUUGAGUGUUAUUUAUUCUAUGAGAAAGCUCCAUCGUCGUUAGCAUCAGCAAGCACGAAAUUUAUUAGUUGAUAGUUGACAUUUCGCGCGUGUUUCCCUUUUGACGUGCCGUGUGACUGGGUCCUAAGUUAUUGUGAGCGAAAAUUUGUGUUUGUGUUGUCGGUUCGCACUGAAGACGACUGAGUGCACAUUUGCUGAUCAUCGCCAAACGUUUGACGACUAAUUAAUUGCGAAGCUUGGAGCUCCCGAUUGGCCACAAAGCUUUGCAACGUUUGGACACAACGCAGUACGGAUAAACUCCGCUUGACCAAGCUGGUUGACCCUGCAUUCAAGGCUUUCCGUCUUCGUACUAGGCCGGCGUGAAAGCUAGUGUGUGGGCUAGUGUGUGGCCUGAUGAAGUAUAUUGCUGGAAUACGGCGCCAUGCGGAAACCGAAACAAUAAACGCGAACGCUUCGACGAACUGCAUGUGUCAUACACGCUCCACUAGACUACUACAGCACACCUCUUGUCAUCUUGGUGAUGGCUCGUCUACCAGACAAGAAGACCUGCAGUCCUCCCUUUUACCAAAUAAUCGAAGUAAUCUAGGCUACUCUGAAAGUGCAAACGUCAAUGAGCAUUACACUUGUGGCUACUGCAGCAAGGUCUUUACGAAGAGGGGAACCCUGACCAUUCACCUCCGCAUCCACACUGGCUUCAUUGAUGUACCUCUCCGGCUGGAGCCGUCCCCUCAACAAGUCUUGAAUGAGGGAAGGCAUCUGCAGCAGCAUCCUGUGUGCAGUGACACAACAACUUCCCUCACAAGCAAGAAAAAGGGCAAGCGACCACACAAGUGCAUCUACUGUAGCAAGGUGUUCAAACGGAAGAGCAUCCUCGACAAACACCUACCUAUCCACACUGGCGAGAAACCAUUCUACUGCCACCUCUGCCCCAUGAAAUUCACGCGGAAAGACGGCCUUGUGCGCCAUGUACGGGUACACACAGGCGAGAAGCCAUUUCACUGUCGUUUCUGCCCAAAGGCUUGCGCAGAUGAGUCCAAUCUGAAGAGGCACGAGGCAACACACACACGGCGGGCUCCUCGCGAUGUGUCCCCAAGUGCACUAGGGCACCACUAUGUCAACACAUCACCCUCGCUCUCGGCACGAGUGGUCCUCCUCAAUGGGGCAGAGCAGGUGUUUGCAGAGCGGGUGAAAUGCUACGCCUACACCUGCUGCGCCAGCACGCCAGGCUUCAUUGUUGUACCUCUGCAGCUGGAGCCGUCCCCUCAACAAGGCUUGAAUGAGGGAAGGCAUCUGCAGCAGCGUCCUGUGUGUAGUGACCCAACAACUUCCCUCACAAGUGAGAGAAAGGGCAAGCGACUACACAAGUGCAUCUACUGCAGCAAGGUGUUCAAACAGAAGAGCACCCUGGACAAACACCUACGUAUCCACACUGGCGAGAAACCAUUCUGCUGCCACCUCUGUCCCAUGAAAUUCACGCAGAAAGAGGGCCUUGUGCGCCAUGUACGAGUACACACAGGCGAGAAGCCAUUUCGCUGUCGCUUCUGCCCAAAGGCUUGCGCAGUAGAGUCCAAUCUGAAGAGGCACGAGGCAACACACACACGGCGGACUCCUCGCGAUGUGUCCCCGAGUGCACUACUUCAUCACCAUACCGCUGAAGUUGGAGCUUCCCCCUCAAGAAGACCUGAGCUCAACAAGGGAUCAGCUGCAGGCUUCUGACUGCAGUGGCAGUGCAACUUCCCACACUAACAAGAGAAAGCGCAAGAAACCAUGCAAAUACCCAUCCAAGUGCAGCUACUGCAACAAAGUGUUUGAUCACAAAAGCAGUAUGGACAAGCACCUACGUACCCACACUGGCGAGAGAC